AUCGAGAUCUCGCGCCCAGCGCGGGGUCCCCUGCAGCAAGUUCUCUGAGACCCCCGGGGCGGGGAGGGGCCCGAGGCGCGGCACGGGCCGGAGCGGUUGUGCGGGACGCGGCAGUUCUCCCGGUCGGCAGCCCGCCUCUGUGUGGCCGCUCGCACUUGAGGGGCCGAGGCCCCGGAGACAUACGCGGUUGGGAAAGAGAAGGGGUCUCGCCUGGGGAGGGGCGGGGGCCUGCUUGCGGAGGCGGGGCUUCUGACCUCCGCCCCUGUCCCACGCUCAGGCCCCGCCCCGCCAUGUGGCCGCAGCCCCCGCUGCUGCUGCUGCUCCUGCUCCUGGCAGCUACCCCCGAGGACCGAGCUGCUCCCGUCUCCGUCCCGGAGCGUAUCCACGGACACAGCCACGCCCCCGGGGGUCCCGACGCUUCCGAGGGCCCGGAGCUGGGUUCCAUGGGCCUGCUGGGUAUCCACAGCCUCCUCCGCAGCCUCAACCGCCUCCUGCUUCGGGAGGAUCUGCUUCAGGGUGUGGACAGCCUCAUGUCACCUUCGGUGGAUUUUAGAAGCCUCCCAGCCAAUUACCAUAAUGAGGACCAGAAACAACGCCACUUGGGUAACAGCACUGUCUACAGCCACCACCAGAUAGACAAGGUGACGGAUAAUCGGACCGGAGAUGUAAUGAUUUCAGAGAAGGUGGUGGCUGCAAUUGAGCCUUCAGAAGGGAAUGUGGAGGAUGACUGGAAGGUGCCCGAGGACGAAGAGAAUGAGCCAUCCCAGACUCUCCCUAGCACUGGACUGAGCGGCUUCCACGGCGAUACCCAGCCCAAAGUGUCCUUCUGGAUUGUCAGGCUGCCCCAUCAGUUGGCCCGGGGCGAGAGCAGGGCUGGAAGCCGCUGGCUCAGUGAGAAACGUCAUCGGCUUCAGGCUAUCCGGGAUGGGCUUCGGGAGGGAGCCCACGAGGAGGUCCCCUUGCGCCUUCGCUCUGCGCCUCGCCGGGCCCAUUUCCUCUACCUCCUGAGGCCCCCCCGGCAGCUGUAGGCCCCGGGGUUGGCAGAGAGGCAGGCUGAGGGCAGUAGCAGAGAUGAGAGGUGAGGAUGCUUGCAUCAGUCCCUCAGUCCCCUUGGAAAUAAAUAAAGUUCUGUCCUCAAUGAAAA
Antechinus flavipes (yellow-footed antechinus) is the source of this 1144-nucleotide messenger RNA. RefSeq names its product dickkopf like acrosomal protein 1 (gene DKKL1). The transcript is spliced from 4 exons. Lineage: Eukaryota; Metazoa; Chordata; Mammalia; Dasyuromorphia; Dasyuridae. Bases 291 to 1028 code for a protein of 245 amino acids. The record is from RefSeq and is a predicted model, not a curated record.